Molecule: messenger RNA, 2092 nt
Organism: Daphnia pulicaria
Lineage: Eukaryota; Metazoa; Arthropoda; Branchiopoda; Diplostraca; Daphniidae
Gene: ArgRS-m
Product: probable arginine--tRNA ligase, mitochondrial
Exons: 4
Coding region: 260-2038 (592 amino acids)
Biological process (GO): mitochondrial translation; arginyl-tRNA aminoacylation
Cellular component (GO): mitochondrion
Molecular function (GO): arginine-tRNA ligase activity; ATP binding
Source: RefSeq, a predicted model, not a curated record
UUUCUCACGUAUUUCACGAGUGAAAGCCGUUGUUCUUUUUUUUAAAUAUUUAUUGAGAAUAGAAAUUAUAUUCAGACAUCGUAGUUCUACUUCAAAAUUAGCUUGAAAAACAAAACAAACGAAAACAGCUGUAAAGUAUAGUCUUGAUGUUCUGCCAAAAACCGUGUGCGUGUGAGCCAAUGUUCCAAAACAAAUCCCAUUUCCUGAAAUCAAUAAAUAUGAAGAAGUGAUCUUGCUGUGUUUUUAUUCUUCUAGAAUAAUGGCUUCCUCUCUGAGACAUUCUCUCACAACCAAGGUUUUGCAAAGUCUGAGGUGCAUCAAUAAUAUUGUGCUACCAGAAGAAACUCUACUUAACAGUGCCUUACAAGUCAAUCCAAGUUCAAGUAAAAAUCGAAUUGAAUUGCAGCUUCCUCUUUACUCUGUGAUUGGACAAGGAGAUAGUCAUGUGGACAAGAAGUCGAUGUUUCGAAGAGGUGGUGAAAUUGUAAAAGGAUUUGCGACAGAUGAAACCGUAACUGGCAUCUCUUUGUCUCCCCCAGAAUCAAAAAACCUUUUUGUAAAUUUUCAUCUUGACAUCAGUCACUACUGUCGAGAUUUACUGUUUGAUAUUCUAGGCACCCACGAAGAAGAAUAUGUUUCCAAGAAGCUGUUUUCUGUACCAAAAGACCAAAUAAUUGUCGAGUUUAGUUCCCCAAAUAUUGCCAAGCCCUUUCAUGUUGGUCAUUUGAGAUCAACUAUCCAUGGCAACUUUCUUUCUAAUCUUUUCACUGCUCUGGGUCAUAAUGUCAAACGACUUAACUAUCUGGGUGAUUGGGGAACUCAGUUUGGGCUUCUCCAAUUUGGGCUUGAUCAAGGCUGGUUUAGUUGGGAUGAGAUAUCAAAGAACCCUAUUCGUUCGCUACUAGAAAUAUAUGUAAAGGCCAACGCUAUGGCCGAGAAGGACGAAAGCGUUUCCGCAGCAGCGCGCAGUCUGUUCCAAAGGUUAGAGAGUGGCGACCAAGAAUUAUCGAAAAACUGGGCCGAGAUUCGACAGCACACUGUGACUGAAUUGCGCCAAACAUAUGCUCGUUUGGGAGUUAAAUUCGACGAAUUCAACUGGGAGUCCCAAUACGGGAUCAAGGAGUCGGCCAAAGUUUUGUCCAUAUUGGAAAAGUCUGGCCAUCUUGUUACAAAAGCCGGCGAAGGAACGAAAGUCGUCCGAUUAAAUGAAAAAAAGAUGGUUACAUUGGUCAAAAGUGAUGGUUCCAGUUUGUACCUAACGAGAGAUGUGGCCGCAGCCAUCGACCGAUGGGGGGAAUUCCCUUUUCGACGGAUGCUCUACGUAGUCGAUAACGCCCAGUCUGACCAUUUUGUAGCUCUCAAAAGUAUUCUCAGUCUUAUGGAUCAUGCGUGGGCGAGCAACAUUGAACAUGUCAAAUUCGGCCGUAUUAAAGGCAUGUCGACUCGAAAGGGCACGAUAGUUUUCCUUAGCGAUUUGUUGGACGAAGCCCACGCAAGAAUGAAAGCCAAGCAAAUUACCAGCCAAAAUACAAGAGUCAACGUCGAAGAAAAUCCGCAAAUCACGGAUAUUCUAGCUGUAUCCGCCGUCAUCAUCAACGAUCUCAAGCAACGAAGGCAAAGGGACUACGUUUUUAAUUGGGAUGACGCCCUUCAGGACAAAGGAGACACUGGUAUCCGGCUGCAGUACACACAUUCCCGACUGCACAGCCUUGAGAAAAUGUGUGGAGUCUGUUUACCAGAGGAUCUCGAUAGCCUGGAUACUAGUUUGAUUCAAGAACAGGAGUUGAUUGAUUUGAUGAGGGAUUUGGGCCGAUUCCACCAAGUGCUGCAGGAUUCGUAUAUCCAUCUCGAGCCGUGCACUCUAGUCCGUUAUCUCUUCGAUUUAAGUCAUUCACUUGGCGUAGCGCUCAAGACCAUACCCGUCAAGAGUCAAGACACUGAAUUGGCUCAAGUCCGCCUUGCAAUAUUUUCCGCCUCCAAACGUGUCUUGAGUAUUGGCCUAAAAAUCCUCGGUCUUCAACCUCUCGAAGAAAUGUAAUCCCGCCGUUUUGCUACCCCCAGUCAAAGUAAUUAUACAUUAGGUUCGAUAUUU